Messenger RNA from Candoia aspera, 2314 nucleotides. Its product is annotated as sodium channel protein type 5 subunit alpha-like. Gene Ontology annotation, cellular component: voltage-gated sodium channel complex; plasma membrane; axon. Lineage: Eukaryota; Metazoa; Chordata; Lepidosauria; Squamata; Candoiidae. The record is from RefSeq and is a predicted model, not a curated record. The transcript is spliced from 14 exons. Gene Ontology annotation, molecular function: voltage-gated sodium channel activity. Gene Ontology annotation, biological process: membrane depolarization during action potential; sodium ion transmembrane transport; neuronal action potential. The coding region runs from base 20 to 2314 and encodes 764 amino acids.
GAAGAAUCAGGAUGAAAAGAUGGCUGGCUUCUUGUUACCACUGGGUUCUAACAGCUUCCACCGGUUCACACCCGAAUCCUUGUCUGAGAUUGAAAAGCGGAUUGCGGCAAAGAUUACGAAGGACACCAAACAGGAAUGUAGGGACCAGUUGGGUGAAGAAGAAAAGCUGCGCCCCCAGUUUGACUUACAGGCUUGCAAGAAGCUGCCCGAUAUCUAUGGGUCUCCUCCAUCAGAGCUCAUUGGAGAACCCUUGGAGGACAUUGAUCCCUUCUACCAUGAUCAUAAGACAUUUAUAGUACUGAACAAAGGGAAGACCAUCUUUCGAUUUAGUGCCACUCCUGCCUUGUAUAUUCUUAGCCCUUUUCAUCGAAUCAGAAGAAUAGCAAUUAAAAUUCUGGUACAUUCAUUAUUCAGUAUGUUUAUUAUGUGCACUAUUUUAACCAACUGUGUGUUCAUGGCAUGGUCCGAACUCCCUCCUUGGAAUAAAAAUGUUGAGCAUAUUUUUACUGCUAUUUACACAUUUGAGUCCUUGAUAAAAAUAUUGGCCAGAGGAUUUUGUAUGACUGAAUUCACCUUCCUUCGAGACCCAUGGAAUUGGCUGGAUUUUUCUGUUAUUGUCAUGGCAUACAUAACUGACUUUGUGGACCUGGGCAAUGUCUCAGCCUUACGAACAUUCAGAGUUCUUCGGGCGCUGAAAACAAUCUCAGUCAUUUCAGGUUUGAAGACCAUCGUUGGAGCCCUUAUCCAGUCAGUUAAGAAACUUGCAGAUGUGAUGAUCCUGACCGUUUUUUGCUUGAGUGUUUUUGCCCUCAUAGGACUCCAGCUGUUUAUGGGAAACCUCAGGCACAAGUGUGUCCGAGACUACAUAGAAUUCAACUCCACCAACGGCACCUUUGCUUCAGAUCAGAAGGCCUGGCAAACCUUGGAUGAAUUUCUCAGCGAUCCAGACAACUACUUCAUUAAAGAGGGCACAACGGAUCCAUUACUGUGUGGCAACAGCACGGAUGCUGGCUCGUGUCCAAAAGGCUAUAGGUGUUUGAAGGCUGGAGAAAAUCCUGACCAUGGCUUUACCAGCUUUGAUACUUUUGGCUGGGCCUUCCUCUCCUUGUUCCGCCUCAUGACACAAGACUGCUGGGAACGUCUCUACCAACAGACUCUGAGAUCUGCUGGCAAGAUCUACAUGCUUUUUUUCAUGCUGGUCAUAUUUUUGGGGUCCUUUUAUCUAAUCAACUUGAUUUUGGCUGUGGUGGCCAUGGCAUAUGAGGAGCAGAACCAAGCCACCAUUGCGGAAAUGGAGGCAAAGGAGAAGAAAUUUCGAGAAGCCAUGGAGGCCCUGAAGAAAGAGCAAGAGGCUUUAGCUCGAGGAAUUGAUUCGUUGUCACUUAGCUCAUAUGAAAUGUCACCUUUGGCCUUGAAGAACUCCAAAGAACAAAGGAGUCGAAGAAGAAAAAAGAAAUCUUCAGGGGCAGAAGAUGAGGCAGAAGAUCAAGACGGUCUAAAGUCUGAAUCAGAUGAUGGCCAACGAAGGCCGACUCUCCUGGGUUUUACUUCUGGCUCAAUGGAAAAUUCAGUGAAACGUAAGACCAGCCAUGGAAGUGUCUUCAGUUUCCGGAUACGUGGCAGGGAAAUGGGUUCAGAGGCAGAUUUUGCUGAUGAUGACAUUAGCACCGUUGGGGAAAGUGAAAGCCAACAUGGGUCACUGCUAAUUCCAAGGAACGGGAGACGGCUGAGCGUGCAGAGCCAAGGGAAUUAUAGCUCUCCAAACUGCACACACAACAGCAAAAGGAACAGUUCGGUGGAUUGCAAUGGAGUGGUGUCACUGAUUGGCGGUGGAGAAAGCCUGGAUCCAACUACCCCAACAGAUGUGCUGUUGCCACCAGUUAUUGCAGAGAAAUAUGGAACAGCUGACACGACCUCUCCAUCUGAAGACCUGAACAAGAGGCAGCUUUUAUCACCCCAUCGCUUUUCUGUGGAUCAGCCGGAGGAACAUUUUCAAAGGCAACGAGCUGUGAGUGCUGUUAGCAUCAUCACCAGUGCCUUGGAAGAGCUUGAGGAAUCCCAACAGAAGUGUCCUUCUUGCUGGAAUCAUUUUGCAGUAAAAUUUCUCAUAUGGGAUUUUUGCCCACUAUGGCUCUUGGUCAAGGAGAAAGUCAAGUUCAUCAUUAUGGAUCCUUUCAGCGACCUCACAAUUACCCUUUGCAUUGUGAUGAACACGCUCUUCAUGGCCAUGGACCACUACAAGAUGACGAAAGAAUUUGAGGAGGUGCUCAACAUUGGGAAUCUGGUACAUCUUCACUGGGAUUUUUACAACUGA